Rotaria sordida is the source of this 1664-nucleotide messenger RNA. The record is from the annotation of a GenBank genome assembly. NCBI's taxonomy places the organism in Eukaryota, Metazoa, Rotifera, Eurotatoria, Philodinida, Philodinidae.
GUUCUCUAUAUGACUCAUCACUUGAUUUUAACUUCGUCAAUGUGAAUACUUUGAUGAUUUGUUUUUGGUGAAGUCACUAAAUAAGGUACCAUGAUUAUAGAAACCAUAAACAACUCAAUGAAGACGAUUGGUGACGGUAAUGUUAUUUUCCCUCUCGUUUUCUAACUAUAUAUUGUUUCUAUCAGACAUGAACAAAUAUAGACUAGAGUUUAUCGGUUCUAUAACUUCCGGGCCUAGACCCGAUGAAACCGUACUUUGAUACUUUCAAUGAAAUUUUCCAAUUAGAAUAGGAUAAUCGCCUCGAAGAUACGAACUACUUUUUUCACAGUUUUUUUGUAUUCGGUGACUAGUGCACUCUACGAUAAUACUUUCUUCGAGACUCGAACUAUAUUGCCUUUGCUAGUUGAAUAGAUGCACAACAUAAAACUAUAAGUAUUUGAUACUAAUCCAUUCUCGAGUUAAUCCUUUCUUUUUCUAUAUAUUUAGAAUUGAUGUCUCCUAUUCAUAUAAUAAUAUCAGGUGCAUCUUCCGUUGGAAAAUCAACACUUGUCAAUGAAUGUUUACGAAAAUUUCGUCAAAAUAAAAGACUAAAAAAUCUACACUUUAAACGUAUUCAAGAAGUAGCACGCACUGUAUUAAAUCAAUUAAAAAUUACAGGAACACAUUUAGAAAAUUAUAUUAAACAAAACAAUAUUGAAAAAUUUUCUGAUGUGCAAGAAAAAAUAAUUUGUGAACAAACUCUAUGUUUUGACAAAGAAAAACAUCAUAAUUAUUUAUCAGAUCGAUCUGGUUUUGAUGCAUUAGCAUAUAUUGAUUGUUAUUUUAAAAAUGAACAAAAAUCAAAUUCAAUUUUUCAAAGUGAACUAUUUCAAUUAUUAAUCAAUCAAUGUCAAAAUGGUUUAAUAUAUAUUAUUCAUCCACAAGAAGAUUUACAAGCACAAAAUGAUAAUAUGAGAAUAGUACCAAAUUAUCAAGAACAAAUUAUAUAUACAGAAUCUUUAAAACAUUGGUAUACGAAAGCAAAUUUACCUUAUUUUGUUUUAACUGAUCUUGAUAUAACAAAACGUGUUGAAUUUAUUGAAAAACAUAUUGAUGGUCUUUUUCAUUGGUUAUCACCAGAAAUUCCAAUUCCAUUAUGUUUACCAUUUCAUUUAAAUAAAAAACAACAUCAUGAACAAAAUAAUAUUGCAGUUCGAUCACAUUCAGAUCAAUCUUAUAUACGUUUUAUUGAAAUAUUAGAUAAACAAAAUAUUAAAAUUAGUUAUAAAAAAUACGAUACAAAUCGUCUGGUAGAAAAAUAUGAUCCAUCUUGCUUGAAUAAUAAAUUUGUUUCAAUAUUAUUUGAUGAAAAAUUAGAUAAUACAUUUAUUGAAAAAAUUUUAGUUAAUCAAAUUUUAAUUAAUGGUGAACAAUACCAUUUUAUUGGUUAUAGUAAUAGUCAAUUGAGAGGUCGUUCUUGCUAUUUAUAUGCUGGUUCAAUUGAACAAACAGAACAAAUCAUUAAUGAUAAUGGAGAUUUUAAUAAAAUUAAAAAUUUGAGUAAACGAGCAGCACGUAUUGGAUUAUUAUUUUCAAGUUGUACACCAACAAUUCAUAUUGAACAAGAUCAUGUUAUUCAAAUCGAUGAUAUUGAAAGAAAUGGUUAUACUUUUACUGAUGGGUAA